AUGCGAGGAGGCGGUCAGGACAGCCUGGCAGGACUCGUGCUAUAUGUAGGACUCUUCGGGCACCCCGGGAUGCUGCACAGGGCCAAGUACAGCCGCUUUCGGAAUGAGUCCAUCACGUCCUUGGACGAAGGCAGCCCGGGAGGCUCGACCGGGAGCAAGGGCUCGCCGCAGCCUCCUUACCCCGCCCUGGCAUCUCACCUGCCCGCUGAAGAUGCUGCCUUGGCGUCCCAGGAGAGCCCCACCCCAUUGUGCACCUUGAUCCCUCGCUUGGCCAGCGUAAAGCUGGCCAACCCAGCCACCUUGCUGAGUCUGAAAAACUUUUGUUUGGGUACCAAAGAGGUACCUCGACUCAAGCUCCAGGAAAGCCAGGACCCGGCUCCCAGCAGCCCGGCUGCCCCUGAAACCAGUCUCAAUAGGGCCGUGCCAGCACCUCCACCUCAGCGGGACCCCCUGGGGCACAGGGCGACCUCUUUAACUCCUGACGCCUGCCCACUUCCCGGCCCUGGGGAACCAACCCCCCGGAACAGACAGGACAGACACUUUCUGCAGCACCUGUUGGGGCUGGGCAUGAACUACUAUGUGAGGUACAUGGGCUGUAUUGAAGUGCUGCAAUCAAUGAGGUCACUGGAUUUUGGAAUGAGAACCCAAGUUACAAGGGAAGCAAUAAGUCGCCUGUGUGAAGCUGUCCCUGGGGCAAAUGGAGCCAUUAAAAAGCGAAAGCCUCCAGCUAAGUUCCUAUCAACAGUUCUUGGCAAAAGUAAUCUUCAGUUUUCGGGAAUGAAUAUAAAACUGACCAUUUCAACAUGCAGUCUCACACUGAUGAAUCUUGACAACCAACAGAUUAUUGCAAAUCAUCAUAUGCAGUCUAUUUCUUUUGCUUCUGGAGGAGAUCCGGAUACUACAGACUAUGUUGCCUACGUAGCUAAAGAUCCAGUUAAUCAACGAGCCUGCCACAUACUGGAAUGCCGCAAUGGAAUGGCCCAAGACGUCAUAAGUACCAUAGGACAGGCUUUUGAACUCCGGUUUAAACAGUAUUUGAAAAAUCCUUCUUUGAAUCCUUCUUGUGAAAGUGAGGAGGUGCCUGUUGAUGGCCAUGCUGAGGAGAGAGAAGAUCAUGAGUAUUAUAAUGAAAUCCCAGGGAAGCAGCCGCCUGAAGGUGGUGUUUCAGAUGUGCGGAUCAAAGUUCAAGCCACAGAACAAAUGGCUUACUGCCCCAUACGGUGUGAAAAGCUGUGCUAUUUGCCUGGAAACUCCAAGCGCAGCAGCAUGUAUGAGAACUGUCUGGAACAAAGCAGGACCAUAGGUAGUGCACACGAGAGAGGGGUGCAGUCCCAGCGAGAGGUGUCACUGAUGAAGCACUCGUGUCGGGUGGAUCUUUUCGAUGACCCCGGCUACAUCAAUACACAGGUUCUUCGAAGCACGCUUGGCUCUGCUGGAAAUCAAAGCUCACCUCACCCACUGGGAAGCCCAUGGCACCAGGAGAAGGCACCAGAAACUGUUCAGCCAGGUGCCACGGCCCAGCCUGCCAGCUCACAUUCUUUGCCACACAUUAAGCAGCAGCUGCGGAAUGAAGACUGCUACCACGGCAAGCUGAGCAGGAAAGCGGCAGAGAGCCUUUUGGUGAAGGACGGGGACUUUUUAGUUCGAGAGAGUGCAACGUCUCCUGGCCAGUAUGUGCUGAGUGGGCUACAGGGAGGCCAGGCAAAACAUCUUCUCCUGGUGGAUCCUGAAGGCAAGGUGAGGACCAAGGAUCAUGUAUUUGAUAAUGUUGGCCACCUUAUCAGAUAUCACAUGGAUAAUAGUUUGCCAAUCAUCUCUUCUGGAAGUGAAGUAAGCCUUAAACAACCAGUGAGAAAAGAUAAUAAUCCAGGACUUUUGCAUUCCAACAAAUGA
This is a messenger RNA of Rangifer tarandus platyrhynchus (Svalbard reindeer), 1893 nucleotides long. The record is from the annotation of a GenBank genome assembly. Lineage: Eukaryota; Metazoa; Chordata; Mammalia; Artiodactyla; Cervidae.